UUUUGGAAACAAGUGAUGGAAUAUACAACUUAUAUCCCUGAACGUAAUGAAACGAAUUCGCCACCAUCAAUCAGCUCUCAGUUAACCGAGUUGAAAGCGGAGCAUGAACAUCACGAAAAGUGGGUGAAUGAAAUUCUUAAAAAAGCUGAACUUGAUAAGAUAUCAGAUAUUAAACUUUUGAGAGCAGAUCUGGAUCAUCAGAAAAAGUUAAUAGAUGGACUUCUUAAGGCAUCACACUUACGCAACUGCAACGAGGCCAGAUCUAGUAAAGUCUACGAUAUUGUCAUCCCCAAUUUUAGUAGUCAACCCUUCUCGGUUGCCUGCGAUGCGGAAACUCAGGGAGGUAAUUGGACGGUCAUAUUGAGGCGUAUGGAUGGCAGUGUGAACUUCAACCGAACCUGGAAUGCUUUUAAAAAGGGAUUCGGAGACCUGGGAGGCGAGUUCUUUCUAGGCUUGGAUAAAAUACAUGCAAUGACUGCGGAGAGGAAUCAAGAGUUGCUUGUUGUUCUUGAGGAUUUCGAGGGAACUGAAAGUUUUGAGACAUAUGACAGUUUUGCGAUCGGCGAUGAAGAUGAACAAUAUGUUUUACACAAACUUGGCAAAGCAAAUGGAACCGCGGGUGAUUCACUACGACUUCAUUAUGGCAUGAAGUUUUCCUCACAAGAUCGUGAUAAUGAUAUUGGAGAUGGACACUGCGCCAAUGAUUUCAAUGGCGCAUGGUGGCAUCAAUUUUGUCACAGAAGCAACUUAAUGGGAAAAUAUAACGACACCACCGAGGGAAAAGGCGUUAUUUGGCAGGACUUUAGGGGUAAGGAGUACUCCCUCAAACGAGCCGUUAUGAUGAUCCGGCCGGGAAAGUGAAUAACAAGCCCUUUCUAUAUCAAAAACUAUUUCAUUAUUUCAAAUUCUAAGAUGCAUAUUUGUUGAGAAUUUAGGUACAAAAUAAAAACAAUUGUUAUUUUCUCAAUAUCUCGCA
This is a messenger RNA of Drosophila innubila, 976 nucleotides long. Its product is annotated as ficolin-1-like. The record is from RefSeq and is a predicted model, not a curated record. The transcript has 4 exons. Bases 16 to 861 code for a protein of 281 amino acids. NCBI's taxonomy places the organism in Eukaryota, Metazoa, Arthropoda, Insecta, Diptera, Drosophilidae.